GAGUUUAAGAUUGGGUAAACGAACGCACUGAAUUUUUAAAAUAGUGUAAUAACAAAAACAAAAAACGGAAGCUUAUGAUUUACUGAAAAAAAAUCGUAUUAAUACGACUUUACAUUGAUAUCAAUUAUGGUCUUACUUCUACAGAGCCCUUAAAAUCAAUAAAUUUUUUUAAUUACUUAGAAAAUAACCGCUUCCAGCUAGGAGACAUAUUAAUUUGUAGGUUAUGUAGGCAAAUAUGUUGUUUUCAGAAUGUGUUUAAAAAUUAUAUAUAAUAUUUUACCUACCGUGUAUAUCAUCCAAUAAAAAUGAACCAAUACGAAGAGGAUUUUAAGAAAAUAUAUUUUUUCAAAAACCAAAACCAAUACUUUCUUCCAAAUCAAAUGUUUGAAUCUCCAAAAUGGUCUAUUCAAGAGUUACUAUCAAAAAAAGAUGAAUUGAAUCGCAUAAAAGGCCUUCUAAGUAAAUACAAAUUAAAAGUUUGGUCUAAACACACGGCAAAUAGAGAUCGAGCUGGUUUUGUUUUAAAAAAAUUAGCUGAAAACGUUAAACCAGAACUCCUGACCCAAGCUUGGUGUAAGUUUUAUGAAAUAUUAGCAAAUUUUCCAGUCGUUCCUUUAUGUGCAGUUGAUAAUAAAAAACUGGAAAGUCUUCAUUUAUGUGAAGCUCCUGGUGCCUUCAUAUGCUCAUUAAACCACUACCUCGUUUUAAAUUAUCCAGGUUUGAGUUGGUCUUGGUUAGCAAAUACUCUUAAUCCAAACUAUGAGGGAAAUGAAUUAUGCGAAAUGAUACCAGAUGAUAGAUUUAUAAGGCACACUCUAAAAAACUGGAUAUUUGGUGAGGAUUUUACUGGUGACUUGACUAAACCUUAUAAUCAUCAGUGUUUAGUGAAUCAUCUGAAGAAUGCAAAAAUAACUCUAGUAACAGCAGACGGAAGUGUGGAUUGUAUGAGUGACCCAGGAGAACAAGAAAAGCUUGUUGAGCGAUUACAUUUCUGUGAAACAUUUACUGCAUUGAGGAUAUUACAAACAGGUGGAACUUUUAUUUUGAAGAUAUUUACGAUGUUUGAAGAAAGUACAAUUAAUAUUCUCUACAUAUUAAAUUGUUUAUUUGAUAAAGUUGCUGUGUUUAAACCAUGUACAUCAAAGAGUGGAAAUUCAGAACUCUACGUAGUUAGCACAAAAUUCAAGGGUUUCAAUCUUAUAGCGCAAUUUUGGGAAAAAAUAUGGAAAGUGUACGAAGACAUCAACAUAUUUAAAUCAAAAACAAUGUUCCGCCUAGAUGAUUUACCCAAAAGUUUUUUAGAUGAAGUCCAGUAUUGCUCAGACUUUUUUAUGAAAAAACAGGCGGACACUAUCUUAAGCAACAUUUAUCAUUUUGAACAUAAAGUACAAGAUUCCAUAUAUGUAAUCAAGUCUUUCAUCGCUCAGAUUUAUUUAUCAAAAUAUGAGAUAAUCCCGAUUCCUAAGAGGCUUAGAAUCGUUCCAGAAGUGUGUGUCACUGAAAAUUGGCGAAUCCAUUCUAUGAAAAAUCACAAAGAUUUAUUUAACAUCAACAUAGAACGCAUUAAGCAACAUAGGAAACUAUCCGAUGUAUUAGAUGUUGUUAUAGGACAGGAAAUAACAACGGUACAUAAUUCAAAAUUUACACACAACGAUAAUCUCAAAAAAAUACAAAAAAUUCAUGUUAAUAAAAUUACAGAAAAUAGCUUGUAUCAAAAAAUAUUGAAUGUAUUAGAGGAGAAAAAUAAUGUUAUAAACAUUAAGGAUUUUAACUGUAUGCAGUUUUCGGAAUUUCAAAGGGAAUUUUUAAAAAAAAUAUCGUCUUUAGUCAAAGAUGAAAAAAAUUUAAUUUUGAUUAACAUACCGUUUGUUACUCAUUUUUUAGUAGGGUUACUUUAUGUACUAUUUUUUUUAUUCGAUUCCGUAUACAUGGGUAGUGGCAUAUUAGUAUUUUUGCACCCAAAUCUCCAAACUAACGACCAAGUACUAAGUAUUUUUAAUAGUAUUACAACAAAGUAUAUGUACGCAAUUCGGAAGCGCGAUGGAUUUAACAAAGAUAUCGUUCAAAUUGUAUCCCCAGAUGUAUUCGAAAAUGGUGGCCUUAUUGAAAAACUGUGGAAUUAUAACAAUAAUUUAUUUCGUCAGGAUAAAUGUUUUACGAGACCGUUUACAUAUCAUUUAUAAAUUUUAAUUACUAUACACCUACAGUAGAAACUGUGGAGGUCUUCCAUCACGUGACUAAGCAACAAUAUUCAUAUGAAGCAAAUCAAAAUUCCUGUCAACUCAAUGUCGGCCUUUUACGAAUUGGUAAUUCUUCUUCUUCUCAUUCUUUUAUUUCACCUGUAUUUAUUAUCUAUUUAUCCUUUAUGACUCUAGAUAUCAUAAAUGGAGUGUAUUUUGGAGACAAUACUGGACAAUAUUUUAAAUCGCGGUAAAAUUAAUUCUAAAAAGAACUUAUUUCAACAAUAAAUACACGUUCAACCAAAAAAUUCUUUAAAAAACAACAGAGCAAACAAAGCUUACGUCAAAUUCAACUUUUAUUACAGUCGGUUAUUCACGAUGAGUCAAUUAUUUCGUUGUCUGUUUUUACGAUUACUACAGUCAAUUUGCGUUUGUCUUGAGAAGAAGACAAUCUUAGGUUACCAUGUUUGAUUUCUAUUGAUAGAAGAUAGUAUGUAGAAAAUAUGUGUUCGAUAAAUUGUUGCUCGAGUCACAUCAUAGCAGACUUCCAUCGUUUUUACUAUAUGUAAUCUCAUCCCUUGAGAGCAGAACUAUGUCUCUUUUUUCGAAUUUUGCCUUUUUAACGCCAAAAUAUACACCUAAGAUCUCUGAAGUAUGGAAAUUGGCGUACCUGGGUGUCGUCAAAUAUAAAUAAAACUUGACAAUAACAA
Diorhabda sublineata is the source of this 2890-nucleotide messenger RNA. It is a transcript of the gene aft, whose product is annotated as cap-specific mRNA (nucleoside-2'-O-)-methyltransferase 2. The record is from RefSeq and is a predicted model, not a curated record. Gene Ontology annotation, molecular function: methyltransferase cap1 activity. Gene Ontology annotation, biological process: 7-methylguanosine mRNA capping. Lineage: Eukaryota; Metazoa; Arthropoda; Insecta; Coleoptera; Chrysomelidae. Bases 306 to 2183 code for a protein of 625 amino acids. Gene Ontology annotation, cellular component: cytoplasm; nucleus. The transcript has 5 exons.